This is a messenger RNA of Macaca mulatta (Rhesus monkey), 1290 nucleotides long. RefSeq names its product dual specificity phosphatase 29 (gene DUSP29). Gene Ontology annotation, molecular function: MAP kinase phosphatase activity; protein tyrosine/serine/threonine phosphatase activity. Lineage: Eukaryota; Metazoa; Chordata; Mammalia; Primates; Cercopithecidae. Gene Ontology annotation, cellular component: cytoplasm. Gene Ontology annotation, biological process: negative regulation of MAPK cascade; protein dephosphorylation. The record is from RefSeq and is a predicted model, not a curated record.
AAAAUAGGCCCUCUGUUGCCAGUCGGGGUGGCUGGGUGUGCAGCUGCCACAUGCCCCAUGGAUCAGAACCUCCUGACCUGGCCAGGCCCCUGAGCACCCAGCCAGUAAAGAGGGAGAAAUCUCGGGGGCAAGAGAGAGCGAGGCCCUGGAGUGACUCGGAUCCUGUGUAGGGCAGCAUCAAAGACAAGAAAGUACUUAAAGCUCCAGGGAUGAGAAUUCUCCCUGUGUCCCAGCUGCAGAAAGGAGAGAAAAUCCCUUAGCUCUAAAAUGACAUCCGGAGAAGUGAAGACAAGCCUCAAGAAUGCCUACUCAUCUGCCAAGAGGCUGUCGCCGAAGGUGGAGGAGGAAGGGGUGGAGGAGGACUACUGCACCCCUGGAGCCUUUGAGUUGGAGCGGCUCUUCUGGAAGGGCAGUCCCCAGUACACCCACGUCAACGAGGUCUGGCCCAAGCUCUACAUCGGCGAUGAGGCGACGGCGCUGGACCGCUACCGGCUGCAGAAGGCGGGGUUCACGCACGUGCUGAACGCGGCCCACGGCCGCUGGAACGUGGACACCGGGCCCGACUACUACCGUGACAUGGACAUCCAGUACCACGGCGUGGAGGCCGACGACCUGCCCACCUUCGACCUCAGUGUCUUCUUCCAUCCGGCGGCCGCCUUCAUCGACAGAGCGCUGCGCGACGAUCACAGUAAGAUCCUGGUUCACUGUGUCAUGGGCCGCAGCCGGUCAGCCACCCUGGUCCUGGCCUACCUGAUGAUCCACAAGGACAUGACCCUGGUGGACGCCAUCCAGCAAGUAGCCAAGAACCGCUGCGUCCUCCCCAACCGGGGCUUUCUGAAGCAGCUCCGGGAGCUGGACAAGCAGCUGGUGCAGCAGAGGCGACAGGCCCAGAGCCAGGACAGUGAGGGGGAUGGCAGGGAACUGUAGGGCCCGACUCACCUGGCCAGCAGAGGCACUGGGGCCAGAGGGGAGAGGCACAACAUAGCCCUGGCCUAGGACUCCAGAUAAGGGACAGUUAAACCAAAGCUCGACUUCUUCCAAACCAUCUUGUUCAACUUCCCCAUGUGUGCUGGGGACAGGGAGGACCCAGAGUUGCCCCCGGGCAGAGCCGAGCACUCAAUCUCUCAGUGAAAUGGGAGGGACGGGCUCCCGGCUCUGGGUCACAGAGGAGCAUGCGACGCUGCACAGUCUCCCUGCCUUGCUUUUGUUUUUUUUUGGUGAGAAGGAAAGGAUUUUAAAAUGUGUAGGCAUUAUGUUGUGAUUAAACGUUUGGCUUUGUCUGAAAGGAAA